Messenger RNA from Antechinus flavipes (yellow-footed antechinus), 2080 nucleotides. It is a transcript of the gene GREP1, whose product is annotated as glycine rich extracellular protein 1. Bases 1310 to 1852 code for a protein of 180 amino acids. The transcript has 18 exons. Lineage: Eukaryota; Metazoa; Chordata; Mammalia; Dasyuromorphia; Dasyuridae. The record is from RefSeq and is a predicted model, not a curated record.
GUUUCUCAGAAGCCAAUGGGAUAUAAGAGGGAACAGGCAAACUGUAAUGAUUUGUAGGCAAUUUGCUUGUGGUAAGAAUGGAAACUGAGCAAGAGGAUGAGAAAUACAGAAAGCAGAACUGGAUGAUAGGAAACUUGGGCUUAAGAAGGAAAGGGCUGGAUUAACUAUGUGGUGCAGUAGAACAAUUACUGGCCCUAGAGUUGGGAGGACUCUGAGUUCAAAUAUAACCUUCAAAUAUGACCUCAGAAAGUUACUAGCUGGGUCACCCUGGGCAAGUCACUUAACUCCAAUUGCCUCAAUGAAAAGGGAAGGGAAGCUCCAUAAAAAUGAAUUAAUAUCCCUAUCUGUGUUUGCGUUUAUUUCUUCAUGUAUUUAUUAAGCACCAAAAAAGUACUAGGUACUGAGGAUACAAAGACAAAAUGAAAAAGUCCUUAUAUAAAGAAGUUUUUACUUUACAGGUUAAUCCUAACCCUUAAUCUCAUCCAGCACUAACAGAGGCCUAUUUCUCAGUUCUUGCCCCAAACUCUAUCCACUUCCCAAUUCCCUUCCCCUACUCCAAUCUGGGUCUCUAGACCCAGGUGAAACAUUGAUCAUCAGACCUUCAGGCCCCUUUUUAGCCUGCCUCAUCUGCAACUUGGCUUUACCCCCUUCUUCCCAUUGAAGAACUCAGAAUGGCUAGGAUCCAAAUAGGUUAGAGACCUGGAUGGAGGUGGGAGUAAGACAACUGGGGUGUCUUACAGUUGUCUUACUGGGUUCCAGUAGAGUUGGUUUGUCAGAAUGAAAGGAGAGUGAAAGUUGAAAUGAGAGAGAAAAAGGGCUGAGAUUUUGUGUUUGGAGAAGGCAGAGAGAAUGUGGGGAAAGAAUUAAGGGGGAAUGCUGUUGGUGGGAGUGAGGGAGAGAUUUGAGGAGUCAAGAACUGGGGUUGACUCCCAUUCACUUUCUCCCUGAUGUGUCUUCAGGAUUUGGAGCAGGGACCAAGCCUCAGAAAGCAGGCUUUGGAGCAGGGAUCAAAGUUCAGAGAGCAGGAAAUGGAAAUGGUCUAGAAGCUGGGGCAUUCCCAGAAGCCAGAGCUCAGCCAGGUCCCUGUAAUGGGGGCUCCAUUCCAGCUCUUCCUCCUAGGCCUCCCAAUGGAUUAGGGCCUGCAACAGGGAGUCCCUCAGAAAAAGGAGGAUUCAGGACUCAGAAUGGCUAUGGACCAGUUUCUCCCCCAGGCCUUGAAGAUGGAUUGAAAACUCAAAAAACAGGACUCAGAAAUAUACUUGGAGCUGGAUCCUUCCCAGGGGCCAGGAUUCAGCCAGGUUAUGGUGCCAUGAAUGGAUAUGGGACAGGUCUUAGAGGAGUCAAAUCACAGAAGAUAGGUUAUGGGAAUGGAUUCGGAGCAGGUGCUUUCCCAGAGCUUGGGCCACAACCAGGCCCAGGUGGUGUGAAGCCUCAAAAAGCAAUUUAUAGCAAUGGACUAGGAACUGGAACCUUUCCCGAGGUCCAGCAAACAGGGUUCCCUGGGGCUGGAAGUUAUCCAGCUAAUGGCUAUAACAAUGGAUAUGGAGCUGGGGGACCUGGAUACCCUAAACCUUCCCUAUAUGAAAAUGGUGGUGGGGCCAGCUCCUUUGGUGCUCAGGGGGUCCCCUUUCUCUCUGGAGGUUCAGAGACUGGGGCCAAGACUGCUAAACAUGACUUUGGAAAUGGGGUAGGUGCAGGCUCCUACCCUGCAGAUGAAAGCCCACCAGGUCUCUAUGGUCAGUUAAAACCAGAGCCAGUUCCUGGGACUUAUGGUGGACCAGACAUGAAGCACAACUUCAAUGGCUUCUUGGGAAAUGGUUAUAGAGGUCGUUGUCCUCCAGGGAAAUGUUGAGCCUAAAGGGAUAUCCCCAGUAUCCCCCAUGUGAAGAUCUUCAGGGGACCUGGGAACCUAAGACCUGGCCAUCUUAGUGCUAUCUGGCUUUUUGGAAAAAACAGCAACAGGUUCAUUGGGAGGGAAGUUUCCCCUCUGCCCUAGGAGAGCCCUUAUUGGUCUUAUAAAUGGUGCUUUGAGGCAGAGAGGAGGAGAUCCUGGGCCUGUUAAUAAAGGUUUAAAUUACAA